This is a messenger RNA of Penicillium chermesinum, 2340 nucleotides long. RefSeq lists its product as uncharacterized. Lineage: Eukaryota; Fungi; Ascomycota; Eurotiomycetes; Eurotiales; Aspergillaceae. The record is from RefSeq and is a predicted model, not a curated record. The coding region runs from base 1 to 2340 and encodes 779 amino acids. Gene Ontology annotation, molecular function: GTPase activator activity. The transcript has 4 exons. Gene Ontology annotation, cellular component: cytoplasm; nuclear pore. Gene Ontology annotation, biological process: intracellular transport.
AUGGCUUCUACCUCGAACGACCGGCCGGUCUCGGCAAACGUGACCGCCGCUCAGUCCCCUCCCUCCGACAACGACGGCGGCGAGCGUCCCGUUCGCCAGCAACUCCAGGAAACUACCAUUGAAUCCACCUCUCAACCUGCCAAUGAAAGCUCCGGAGGCCGCAAGCGCUCCUUCGAAGAAUCGCGCGAGAACGAUGACUCUCCUGCUGACAAGGGCGAAAGUCGCAAGAAGCGAUCUCGCGAGAACACCCCGGAUAACUCUAACGCUGGGGAGGCUGCUGCCCAAGCUCAAAUGAGCAAGAAGCGGUCUCGCGAAAACACCCCGGACGAUACCAACAUUGAAAAGACUGCUACCCAAGUUACAACUGCUGAUACCCAGACCGUGAAAGUGAGUGAGAAUGAACCCAAGGACCAAGCCACUUCUGCGCCUAAGCGCAACUACUGGAUCUGCAACGGCAAACGUCGCAAGUCUUUCCAUGAUGAUUCCCCCGAGACGGACGUGGACUUCUCUCCCCUCAUGGACCGCCAUGAUGCUUCUGCCGAGCGGGCCAAGGAAUCUGAUCGCCCCAACACGUCCUACCGUGAUGCUGCAACCCAGGCAGAUCAGGACUCUAAAUACCCCAACACUUCCUACCAUGAUGCUGCAACCCAGACGGAUUGCGAUGCUGAAUUCCCUAACCCAUCCCUCCAUGAUGCUUCCACUCAGACAGACGCGGACUCUGAAAACCACAAGUCGUCUCUCUGUGAAGCCGCCACCCAGACAGACGUGGACUCUGAAUACCCCCAGUCCCCACCCUGUGGAGCUUCCACCCAGGAAGAGGUGGACUCUGAACACCCCCAGUCGCCUUCCUGUGGAGCUUCUACCCAGGGAGAGCUGCCAGAUGAGUCUGAUACUCCUCUCAUUCCUACCCAGAGAUCCCAGUCUGCACCCGCGGUCCCCACUACCAGUUAUGCAUCCUCUUGGUACAUGGAAUCUCCCGAUGCUUCCCUUGUCGGUGCUCAAUCUCCCUGGUUUAUUGGGUCCCCUCUUGAAUCUCCUACCGGGGUGGGCUGCGGUUCCGCCGCUGAUAAUGACCAUGCAUCUUGUGCCGAGCCACGUACUGAAUCAUCAUUGGGAUCACCUGUCAAACGCACCUAUUAUGGGCCUUUCUAUGAAGAUGAUGAAGAGGACGAGGAAAUUCCUCCGGACCUGCUGAACACAUCUGAGACCCCCCACCUCGAACCAUCUCUACCUCCACUAGCAUCCACCAAGGGUCCAUCCAAGAAACGGAGCCUAGGAGAAUAUCAAGCUGACAGCCCGAAGGCCUCGGAACUCACAGACACAACCACCAAGACCCCGGAGCCCGAGAAGAAGCGCCACCGAGACAAUUCACAGGAACCUGAAACUAAGACUGACAAGGUAUGUCGGAGCAGCCUAGCAAAACUUUGUGAAACACUGACUGAUAGUUGCCACCAGGUAUUUGCCGCAAGCGCUUUCGGGAAGGCAGCCGGCGCUUCCCCAUUUGCCUCACUGGGAAAGAAGCUCGAGCCUACCAAUGCGGAUUCUGAGAAGAAGACGAGCGCCUCAACCUUUGCAUCGUCAAGCCUUGCCGGAUUCGCGGGAUCUGAGAAAUCACCAUUCAGCACCCUGGGGGCAUCGACCCCUUCUAUCUUCAAGCCUGCUGCCAGUUCUGGAUUCGGGUCCCUAGGAAGCGGGUUUUCAGGCGUGGGCGGCGGAUUCUCAGGUGCUGCGAAGUCAGGCGGUUUGACCAGUUUUGCAUCGAACAGCCCUGUACCUCUCGGGGGCACGCCGACUUCGCAGCCCAAAGAGAACCCGGCUGCCGACGAGAGUGAGAGUGCCAAUGACUCUGAACAGGAGAAGGCGAGCACUUUCAAGGCGGAGAAGACCGAUGACCGUUUCUACGAGCAAGAAAUGGCCACCGGCGAGGAAGAGGAGUUGACCAGCUUCUCGUGCAAGGCCAAGCUCUUUAAGUUCCUUGACGGGGAAUGGCGAGAGCGCGGCAUCGGCACGUUCAAGGUGAACUGCCGGUAUGACCAUGGGCGCCUCGUCGGUCGCAUGAUCAUGCGCGCCGAUGGGGCGCUCAGGGUCAUGCUCAAUAGCCCUGUCUUCAAGGGCAUGAAGUAUGGCGACUCGGAGGGGAAGCCCCCAAAGAGCAAGCAGCUCUUUUUGGGGAGUAUGGAGGAGGGCCGGCUCGUCUCCUGCCUGCUCCGGACUGGCAAGCAGGAGACCGCCGAAGAACUAUAUAAAGUUCUCGGCGACCUGCUGGAGUCGGAGCGGGAAGGAGGCGAGGGCUCGGAGGAGGAGGAGGAAGGGGAGGAAGAGGAGAAGGCGGAAAAGUAG